Molecule: messenger RNA, 419 nt
Organism: Paramecium sonneborni
Lineage: Eukaryota; Ciliophora; Oligohymenophorea; Peniculida; Parameciidae
Source: the annotation of a GenBank genome assembly
AUGAAAACUAUCUUAAUUUUUGUACUCUUAGUUCUUACAUACAGUGCUGAUCCAGAAUAAUGUUUGAAAGAGAGAUGUCCAAAUGAAUAUGCAGCUUGUUAAAAGGAAGUUUUUGGAUGUGCAUCAGCGGCAAUGAAAUGUAAAAAUCAAUGCGGUGGAGAUGAUGCAGAAUGCAUGUUAAAUUGUGCUUUAGCUUCAAAGAAUGCCAAAUUGAUUGCAUUGUAAAUUUCUUUAUUUAUUUAAGAGCUUAAUGUGGACAUGAAUAUUGUUAAGAUGUUGCUGUUUCAUUCUGUGAUGUUGAAAGUUGUGUUAGUUCUUUUAAGAAUGAAUGCACAUAAAAUUUAGGAUUAAAAUCAUUUUAAUGUGCUUCAACUUUUCUUGAAAGACAUCCAGAAUGUUAAUGUGUAACUGAGUUCUGA